UAUUUUCCGAGCCGUAUGAAUAUUGAGUCACACCGAACCCUGUGGUUCUUGCUAGCCAGCCAGAUCAUCUGCAAGGACUUGUUCUCCUUCCUUCCCAACAGCCAUGUCUUCUUUUCUUCCCGCCUCAGCCGAGUCACUUGAUCUGGCAGUGGAGGCCAAAGACCCGUCUGAGUCCAUCUCCAUUCUUUAUCAGGUACUUGAUGAUCCUUCUUCUUCUCCAGAUGCUCUGCGCAUGAAAGAGCAGGCCAUCACAAACCUCACUGAGCAUCUCAGGGAACAGAAUAGGGCAGAGGAUUUGCACAGCCUUCUUACACAGUUGAGGCCCUUCUUUUCCUUGAUUCCUAAGGCAAAAACUGCAAAGAUAGUGAGGGGCAUAAUUGAUACUGUUGCAAAAAUACCAGGGACUUCUGAUCUACAAAUUACACUAUGCAAAGAAAUGAUGCAAUGGACUCGUGCUGAAAAGCGUACCUUUCUGAGGCAGCGAGUUGAGGCAAGGCUUGCAGCACUUCUGAUGGAAAGUAAAGAUUAUUCUGAAGCUUUGACUCUCCUCAGCGGCCUGGUCAAAGAGGUUAGAAGACUAGAUGACAAGCUUCUACUUGUAGACAUAGACUUGCUUGAAAGCAAGCUACACUUCUCCUUAAGAAACCUUCCAAAGGCAAAAGCUGCUCUCACAGCUGCAAGAACAGCUGCAAAUGCUAUUUAUGUUCCUCCAGCUCAACAAGGUGCCAUAGAUCUACAGAGUGGGAUUCUUCACGCAGAGGAGAAGGAUUACAAAACUGCAUAUAGUUAUUUCUUUGAAGCUUUUGAGUCUUUCAAUGCUCUUGAUGACCCCAAGGCUGUAUUUAGCCUGAAAUACAUGUUGUUAUGCAAGAUUAUGGUGAGUCAAGCUGAUGAUGUGGCUGGAAUCAUAUCUUCUAAAGCUGGCGUGCAAUAUCUUGGGCCUGAUUUGGAUGCUAUGAAAGCCAUUGCAGAUGCUCAUUCUAAGCGAUCUCUGAAGUUAUUCGAAAUUGCUUUGCGAGACUACAAGGCUCAGUUGGAGGAAGAUCCAAUUGUCCACAGGCACCUGUCAUCCCUGUAUGAUUCUCUCAUGGAGCAGAACCUUUGGAGAUUGAUUGAACCAUACGCAAGGGUUGAGAUUGCACACAUUGCUGAACUAAUUAAACUUCCUGUUGAUCACGUGGAGCAAAAGUUGUCUCAGAUGAUUUUGGACAAGAAGUUCGUUGGGACAUUGGAUCAAGGAGCUGGAUGCCUUGUCAUAUUCGAUGAUCCCAAGACUGAUGCAAUAUAUCCUGCAACCUUAGAAACCAUUUUCAAUAUUGGGAAAGUUGUGGACAGUCUUUAUGUUAGGUCUGCCAAGAUAGUGGCAUGAGCACUCCAUCUGGUCACUUCAUUUGGUAUUUGCUGCAAUACUAUAUGUUCUCUUUCACAAUUAGUAGGACACAAGUCGUUUGUUUAUUUUCCAAAUUUGUAAGACUCGGGACAGUUUUUAGCUUCUAAAUUCAUUGAUCCCUAAGCCACUUCAGGGGCCUUUAUUAUUUGUAAUUACAGGCGUGUUGAUGGUUUGAUCUUUGAAAAAUAGUAGGACCAUGCGUCCUUAUUAUAAGGUUCAA
Molecule: messenger RNA, 1610 nt
Organism: Glycine soja
Lineage: Eukaryota; Viridiplantae; Streptophyta; Magnoliopsida; Fabales; Fabaceae
Product: 26S proteasome non-ATPase regulatory subunit 11 homolog
Exons: 2
Coding region: 104-1369 (421 amino acids)
Biological process (GO): ubiquitin-dependent protein catabolic process
Cellular component (GO): proteasome regulatory particle, lid subcomplex
Molecular function (GO): protein binding; structural molecule activity
Source: RefSeq, a predicted model, not a curated record